Messenger RNA from Colossoma macropomum (tambaqui), 2908 nucleotides. RefSeq names its product calpain-1 catalytic subunit. Gene Ontology annotation, biological process: proteolysis. Gene Ontology annotation, cellular component: cytoplasm. The record is from RefSeq and is a predicted model, not a curated record. The coding region runs from base 408 to 2522 and encodes 704 amino acids. The transcript is spliced from 22 exons. Gene Ontology annotation, molecular function: calcium ion binding; calcium-dependent cysteine-type endopeptidase activity. NCBI's taxonomy places the organism in Eukaryota, Metazoa, Chordata, Actinopteri, Characiformes, Serrasalmidae.
UACAGCAGCAGCUGCGACAGUACGUUAUGCUGGUCAGAAGGAAAAGGGGAACCAUAGCGUAAGAUCUUCCAUGAAGAAACACUACGCGUUUAUAGCUUAAACCGACGUUUACUUAAUUUUUUAUAUACUGCGAAAAAACCGUAGUGAAGAAUUGUGUCAGUUGUUGAGUGUUUGAUUUGAAGCUUUUGCCUCGUGCAGAGAUCACAAUAACUGGAAGCUCGCACCCCACACAGUGAGUGUGUUAGUGCUGGUCAGAGGGACAGCUAUGGCUAAUUCAAGAAUAAGCUAAAAGAUUUAUAGAGAAAACCCUGAGGAAGAUUUCACCUUUGACUGGUGCUAUAAAGAGAAGGAGAAUACCGGCACCAGAGUAGUUUCAGUGCUGUUCUGAAAGCAGAAAGUGUCAAAGUAUGGAGCCCAUAUGUGCCACAGGUGUGGCUGCUCGACUGAGGAGUGAGUGGGACCGCAAUGAUGGUAUUGGUCAGAAUCACAGGGCUCUGAAGUUCUUGGGUCAGGACUUUGAGUCUCUUCGUGCCCACUGCCUUCAGAGCAGGUGUUUAUUUGAGGAUGAGACCUUCCCAGCCCAGCCCUCCUCACUAGGAUUCAAGGAGCUGGCACCAGGCUCUGCCAAAACCAGAGGAGUCCGCUGGAUGAGGCCCACGGAGUUCUGUUCUGACCCACACUUUAUCGUAGAUGGAGCCACUCGCACAGACAUCUGCCAAGGAGCUUUAGGGGACUGUUGGCUACUGGCGGCCAUUGCGUGCCUUACCCUGAACGAGCCUUUGCUGCAUCGCGUGGUUCCUCAUGGCCAGAGCUUCCACCACCAAUAUGCUGGAAUCUUUCAUUUUCAGUUUUGGCAGUUUGGGGACUGGGUGGAUGUGGUGAUUGAUGACCGGCUGCCAGUGAGAGAUGGAAAACUCCUAUUUGUUCACUCAGCUGAAGGGGCGGAGUUCUGGAGUGCCCUGGCGGAGAAGGCAUAUGCAAAAUUAAACGGUUGUUAUGAGGCACUCUCUGGAGGCUGCACCUCUGAAGGGUUUGAAGAUUUCACUGGUGGGGUUACAGAAAUGUAUGAGCUCAAGAAAGCUCCACCAAACCUCUACAGCAUCAUCAGAAGAGCUGUAGAAAGAGGAUCUCUAAUGGGCUGCUCUAUAGAUAUCACAAGCUUCUUUGACAUGGAGGCUGUCACCUUUAAAAAGCUGGUGAAGGGCCAUGCUUAUUCUGUUACAGGAGUGGAGGAGGUGGAGUUUAAGGGAAACCUCACCAAGCUGAUUCGCAUACGAAACCCCUGGGGAGAGGUGGAGUGGACUGGAGCCUGGAGUGACGACUCAAAAGAGUGGAGUGGAAUCGACCCUGCCAUUAAAUCCCGUCUGCACAAUUGCUGUGAAGAUGGAGAGUUCUGGAUGUCAUUCAGAGAUUUUAUGAAGGAGUUCAGCAGGCUGGAGAUUUGUAAUCUGACAGCAGAUGCACUGCUAAGCAGUGAGCUGAAGAAGUGGAAUUCAUCUCUCUACACUGGAGAGUGGAGGAGAGGCAGCACAGCUGGGGGUUGCAGGAAUUACCCGGCGACCUUUUGGAUCAAUCCCCAGUAUAAAAUCAUGCUUAAGGACCCAGAUAUUGAGGGCCAAGAUGGCUGCAGUUUCCUGGUGGCACUAAUGCAGAAGGAUCGACGACGGUUACGCAAGGAGGGCAAAGACAUGGAAACGAUUGGAUUUGCCAUUUAUGAGGUUCCCAAAGAGUAUAUGGGCAGAGUGGGCGUGCAUCUGAAGCGCGAUUUCUUCCUCACACACAUGUCCAGCGCUCGCUCUGAGCUCUUCAUCAACCUGCGGGAGGUGAGCUCGCGUUUCUGCCUGCCUGCAGGAGAGUACAUCGUCAUCCCCUCCACCUUCGAGCCUCAGAAAGAGGGUGAUUUUGUGCUGAGGGUCUUCUCUGAAAAAGCUGCUGACUCACAGGAACUAGAUGAUGAGCUUUCUGCUGACAUACCAGAGGAGGAUGUGCUGCCAGAGAGUGAGAUUGAUGAAGGCUUCAAGGCCCUUUUUACCAAGCUUGCUGGAAAGGACAUGGAGAUCGAUGUGCCGAAGCUGCAGAUGAUUCUGAACCGCGUCGUAAGCAAACAUAAGGAUCUAAAAACUGACGGAUUUCAAAAGGAGGCUUGUAGAAGCAUGAUCAACCUUAUGGAUACAACUGGCCGUGGACGGUUGGGUUUAACAGAUUUUCAUGUGCUUUGGGAGAAGAUAAAGCGAUAUCUUACUGUGUUUAGAAAGUUUGACUUGGACAAGUCUGGCACCAUGAGCUCCUAUGAAAUGCGUCUGGCGCUGGAAUCAGCAGGCUUCAAGCUGACCAACCACUUGUUCCAGCUAAUAAUCCUGCGUUAUGCUAAGCCAGACCUGAAUGUGGACUUUGACAGCUUUGUGACCUGUCUGAUCCGCCUGGAGAGCAUGUUCAAGACAUUUAAAACCAUGGACACAGAUGCAGAUGGAGUGGUGUCCUUCAGUUUCUUCCAGUGGAUCUCCCUUACCAUGUUUACCUAGAUGGAUGUCUUUGUUCUUCACUUCAACCCUCACUUGUUUUCCAUGCUUUUUUUCCUGUACUAAGUGCCUUUUCUCCACUUUGCACCUCUUCUUUUAACUUCUCCCUCUCUUUCUCUCAGCUGUACCUUUACGAAAUACAGACUGCUAUGAGUUGUACAUUCAGGCAGUGUAUCUAAAAGAGAGAAACCUUAAUAAGAGAAGUUGGGUUAUUAAUCACUUUUGUAGCAUAACUGGUGCCUAUGUGUUACUGAAUGCUUGUGCACUGCAUUGCCUUAACUUCAACUGUUUCUUGGGUGCACCAUUUGCACCAGUUUUCUAAAUCGAUUUAGAUUUAUACCAGUUGGGUGCACUUUUCUGCUCUGAUUGUCUGAAUUGCUUUCAAAAAG